AUGGAUUACGGCUGGCUGUUGUUUCUGUUUUCUGCACUUUUAAUUGAUCUUCAUGGUGUUCAUGCAUUGUUUGUAACCGAUAUUAGUGUACCGGAAAUUGUGGAUUUUCGGGAUAAUGUAACACUAGUAUGUAACUACGAUAUGAGUGGACAUACUCUCAACUCGGUGAAAUGGUAUAAAGAUCAUCUGGAAUUCUUUCGAUAUACACCUCUGAUGCAUCCGGUGUAUAUAAAGUUUCCAGUAACCGGAUUACAAGUGCUCGAUGGCUCUUACUAUUGCAAUGAAUCCAGUUGUCGGCUUGGAUUGAGUUUACAAGGAGCCAAGUCGACGGGAGUUUACAAAUGUGAGGUUAGUGGCGAUGCUCCCCACUUUAAGCUGGCGGCCAAAGAGGACAACAUGACGGUAGCAGCUCUACCUCAAAGCGACCCGCUAAUCGAAAGCUUCAAUUCGAUGUACCGCAUGGAGGAGUUUCUGAGUGCCACCUGCUCCUCGGACUAUUCGAGUUUACCAACCCGACUUACCUGGUACAUCAAUGGCGAGCAGCCGCUGCUGGGUGAGCUACAGCCCACCAUAGACACAAGCAUUCCGGCCCAUGAUUAUGUUCUACGAAGACAGCGCCUGCAGGUGCAUUUCUAUUUGCAGGGCCAACGAUUCUAUCAGUCGGGCAAAAUACUCGAGCUAAAGUGCGUAGCGGAAAUUGAGAAUUAUCCGGAGCUGCGUCGCGAAACGUCGCUUAGUGCAUCGCUGUCACAAUUCGAUAAUUUCAACAAUCAAAUGCUGAGACAUGCGGGCGCAAAUUCGGCUGCUGCCACACAAAGGAACUGCAUUUCGGCAAGGACGACGUUAAUUUCCGUUUGUUUUGUGAUAAUUUCGUUAGCGAAAUGUUUGCAACGGCCAUCAUGAACAGUCAUAUGGGGAAUCAAGGAAACCGUAUCCGAAAUGCUUUGGAUGACAGUUUUGCCAACUAUAUCAACACAUUAGUUAGCUAGUUAGUUAGGAUAGCAGACAGCUCGGUUUGAAAUCAGAGACAGAGAUUUAGUCAAUAAAGUGAGUAACUGGAGUGCGCGACAAUUGCCAUUUGUGUAUAUAUAUAAAGCAAUCUGACAAGAAGAAGAAGAAGUAGAUGGAAGAGAUGGAAACGUGAUCUCUCAAAAUUACAUCAUUUCAAUGUGUGUGAAAAUUAAAAGUGAAGUACCUACACAAUAAGCAAAUUAUAUAUACAACAUAUAAAGCAAUGUUACUUCCAUUAAAAAUCUUUUUACAAACUUUUCUGUUUAGAAUGUAAUUUUAUUGAAUUUAAUUCAACAUUAUUUCCAGAUUGAGCAAUAUUGAAGGACACUAAAAUUGUUUAGACUUUCGAUAGAUUUCUGAUUUAGAUUAGGUUUUAUACUUAAUAAUAUUGGAAUGCGGGUUUUUUUUAGUGCAUAGAUUUCUAUUGGUUAAGAUGUACAUAUAUAGUUUUCAUUUUGUUUCCACUCACAUUUACUAUUAAUAACUUGAAUCCAAUUACUUACACAGGAUGAAAAACACAAAAACAAAUUAAUGCACUUCAAACAAGCAAAAAUUCUGCUUGAUAUUAGUCAUAAAAAAAACACAAACA
Drosophila willistoni is the source of this 1600-nucleotide messenger RNA. RefSeq lists its product as uncharacterized. The coding region runs from base 1 to 903 and encodes 300 amino acids. The transcript is spliced from 6 exons. NCBI's taxonomy places the organism in Eukaryota, Metazoa, Arthropoda, Insecta, Diptera, Drosophilidae. The record is from RefSeq and is a predicted model, not a curated record.